CCAACUGGAAGGGAUGGUGUGAGGGGUCCUCCAGGGCCUCAAGGGGAACCUGGUCCCAUGGCCCCCCCGAAUGAGAAGGGUAGCAAUGGAGACCCUGGACCGCCCGGUACCGCUGGUCAGGAUGGAGCAGAUGGAAUCCCAGGACUCCCGGGUCCAAGUGGACUGACAGGACCGAAAGGAGAGCCGAGCUUUGGGGAGAAGGGGGACCGUGGCACCCCAGGAACAGGUGGGCUGCCUGGUCGCCAGGGGCCUGUUGGAACCCAGGGCCAGCUGGUGGUGGGGCCACCAGGCCCCUCAGGACUAAAGGGGAAUGCUGGGGUGCAGGGUCUGCCGGGUCGACCUGGAGAUGCAGGAGAGAAGGGGGAGCCAGGACGCAUAUCAACCACACCAGGAGAUGUCGGCCCCAAUGGGAAAAAAGGACAACCUGGCAUGAAAGGGACCCCAGGAAAUCAUGGCAGCAAUGGUUUUCCCGGUUUCCUUGGACAGUUUGGCCCCAAAGGAAAUAUGGGUCGCUCUAUACAAGGACCUCCAGGAAACAUUGGACCCAAAGGUGAGGAGGGCAAGACGGGACCUUCAGGCCCAGCAGGGUAUGGUAGUCCAGGACGACCAGGACCCUCUGGACCUCCUGGGAUGCCUGGGAAAGAGGGUGAAAUAGGUUUCGGCUCCGUAGGGCUUAAAGGCCGCCAGGGUCCCCCGGGGGAGGAUGGCGCUCCUGGACCUCAAGGCAACUCAGGGCCCGCUGGCUACCCAGGUGUUCCAGGGAAUCCUGGUAUUAAUGGUGACCCUGGAGAAAGAGUAAGUCAGUAA
This is a messenger RNA of Clupea harengus (Atlantic herring), 807 nucleotides long. It is a transcript of the gene col4a3, whose product is annotated as collagen alpha-1(VIII) chain-like. The record is from RefSeq and is a predicted model, not a curated record. Gene Ontology annotation, biological process: extracellular matrix organization. Gene Ontology annotation, cellular component: collagen trimer. Lineage: Eukaryota; Metazoa; Chordata; Actinopteri; Clupeiformes; Clupeidae. Gene Ontology annotation, molecular function: extracellular matrix structural constituent conferring tensile strength. Bases 58 to 807 code for a protein of 249 amino acids. The transcript is spliced from 7 exons.